Molecule: messenger RNA, 504 nt
Organism: Knipowitschia caucasica
Lineage: Eukaryota; Metazoa; Chordata; Actinopteri; Gobiiformes; Gobiidae
Source: the annotation of a GenBank genome assembly
AUGUCAGGAGGAGCGCAGUCCACAGGUGCAGAGGUGGAGAGGAGUUCCACAGGUGCAGAAAACGGGGGGUUAGAGGGGAGAGAGUACAACAAGGUGCACAGACGGGGGAGAGAGUACACAGGUGCAGACGGGGGGAGAGAGUACACAGGUGCAGACGGAGGAGAGGUGUACACAGGUGCAGACGGAGGAGAGAGGUGUCAGGAGGACGAGCGUCCACAGGUGCAAGACGGAGGAGGCAUGGAGAGAGUAACCAGGUGCAGCGGGGGCGAGAGUACACAGGUGCAGACGGGGAGAGAGUACACAGGAGGAGAGCCGUCCACAGGUUGCAGACGGAGGAGAGAGUACACGGUUGCAGACUACGAGUGGGGGGAGAGAGUACACAGGAGCAGAGAGGGGGGGGAGAGUACACAGGUGCAGUCGGGGAGAGAGUACCCACAGGUGCAGAAGGAGGAGGGAGUACACAGGUGCAGGGAGAGUGAGGUGUCAGGGGAGAGAGUAAAGUGA